AUAAUGAUAAAGUAUCUAUAACGGAAAUUGAUGUCCGGGACAAUAGACAAAAUCUAACAUUGGAUACGAUCAAAAGUGAAGGAUCCUCAGAUACUACAGAACCAGCAGGAUCAUUUGGCGAAGAAGAAGCUGCUGAAUUGGAAGCAGGAACUGCCAAGACAGAUAUGUCAGAAAUUAAGGAUGAAACUAUUUAUGACGAUAAUAUACAAAUGGCAGAUUCGCAAUCACUUAAUGAAGAAAACGAAGAAAUGAGGUCAACAACCUCACAAGCUGAAUCUAAAGAGCAGCUUACACCAUCAGCAACAACAUCCACACAUCACAUGGAUACGAUUACAAAUUCUAGUCCAGGAGAUGCUCAUGAAAGCGAGACUAUUCCAGGAGCCGACGCAUCUGGUAUAUAUGGUUUUUUAUGUUUCAG
Racocetra persica is the source of this 418-nucleotide messenger RNA. NCBI's taxonomy places the organism in Eukaryota, Fungi, Glomeromycota, Glomeromycetes, Diversisporales, Gigasporaceae. The record is from the annotation of a GenBank genome assembly.